This is a messenger RNA of Penicillium diatomitis, 3669 nucleotides long. Its product is annotated as putative DUF221 domain protein. The transcript has 3 exons. The record is from RefSeq and is a predicted model, not a curated record. Gene Ontology annotation, cellular component: plasma membrane. Gene Ontology annotation, molecular function: calcium-activated cation channel activity. Lineage: Eukaryota; Fungi; Ascomycota; Eurotiomycetes; Eurotiales; Aspergillaceae. The coding region runs from base 1 to 3669 and encodes 1222 amino acids.
AUGUCUUCCAACAGCAAUAGCCUGGGAGAUGCGUUGAGCAAUGCGGGCGGUAAUGGCAAGUUGGACCAUGGUGUCUCGCUCAAGACUUUCUUGGCCUCGCUGGCGACGGCUACGGUUGUUUUUGCCGUCGAACUUCUGCUGUUUAUGCUCCUCAAGAGCAAAUUGACACGAAUCUACCAACCCCGAACAUACUUAGUCCCGGACCGCGAACGCACUGAGCCCUCUCCGCCAGGUCUGUUUAGAUGGGUCGGACCAGUAUUUCGAACUUCGAGUUCGGAAUUCAUUCAGAAAUGUGGUCUGGAUGCCUAUUUCUUCCUCCGCUUCCUACGAAUGCUUCUGAAAAUAUUCAUUCCCAUGGGAUUUUUGAUCUUGCCGAUCCUUCUGCCACUCAACCGUGUAGGAGGUAAGGAUACCUCGUAUCAGAAUGGAACAAACUCCGCGACUGGAACGCCAACGGGUGAUCGAUGGAAUGUCACCGGUCUCGAUCAACUAGCGUGGGGGAAUGUCAAGCCUGAACACACUAGUCGCUAUUGGGCCCAUUGUGUUCUGGCAGUGAUCUUGAUCUGCUACGUCUGCGCAAUCUUCUUCGACGAACUUCGUGGCUAUAUUCGAAUGCGCCAGGCUUACCUGACAUCACCGCAACAUCGACUCCGAGCGUCUGCCACAACCGUUCUUGUGACUGCAAUUCCCCAUAGCUGGUUGACGAUUGAGGCCUUGGACCAGCUGUUUGACGUCUUCCCCGGCGGUGUACGAAACAUCUGGAUCAACCGCAACUUCGAUGACUUGAAUGAAAAGGUGAAGGAGCGCAACGAUCUCGCUCUCCAGUUGGAAGCAGCUGAAACCGAAUUGAUCAUCAAGUGCAAAAAUGCGGCACUGAAAAGAGCGAAAGCCGAGGCGAAGAAGGCAGGGAAAAGCACGAAAGAGGCGAAGAAUAAUGAAAAGGCAGCAACUGACCAGCGAGCGACUCAAAUGGCAAUGGGGCCUGGUAUCAGCUCUGGCGAUCCCCAUCAGGCUCGCACUUUGCGUGAGACAUUGCAUCACCAUCACAACACGCAGAAGCGCGGCGAAUCGGAUGAGUCUCGCAGUGGCCGAGGCGUUUUUGAUCCGGCGGUUGCGGUUGCGGCGGCCGAUCUGGUUGGACACAGUGUUGGAAAACUGGGCAAGUCAAUGGUCGGUGGACUCAAAAAGGUCGAGGCGGGUUUCGAUAGCACGUUAACGCGUAAUGGUGGUGGCCUUGUGGACACGCUUGAUGUCGAUGUGCCGUCCCGCGGACGUACACCUGGAACUCAGAUUCAACCGCAGCUGCAAGAGGUGCCAUUGGAACAGCGGCCUUCUACAGCGCCGUCGCAGACACGUCUUGAAGGCCAAGAUGAGAGCUUAUGUCGGGAUGAUAGACCCGUGCCUCAGAAACGGCCAUCGUGGAAGGAUCGCAUGUCAUCCCAUCUCUCUAUACACUCGAAGAAAUCAGGUCCCGAGCCUGACGAGUUUCCUCUUACCGCACUUGAGACGCCCACUCAAGACACAUUUGGUGAUCGACCUGGUGGAAAAGAAACCGGCAAGAACAAUGAUGAAUCGCGCGAAGCCCACAAGGAAGGAGACAAACUACCGGGUGAAGAAUAUCCAAUCGCUUACAACGAGAAUUUUGAUCAAGAGGAUUAUGGAGAGCCUUUGUGGAAACAAUACAUCAAAGAGAAAGACCAAGCCACUCAUCGGUUGCCGAUCUUUGGCUGGAAAUGGAUGCCCUCGCUGUGGCUGAUAGGCAAAAAAGUCAACACAAUUGAUCACUGUCGGAAGGAGUUGGCUCGCCUAAAUCUCGAGAUUGAGAUCGAUCAACAACAUCCUGAAAGGUUCCCGUUGAUGAAUUCGGCGUUCAUCCAGUUCAAUCACCAGGUAGCCGCACAUAUGGCUUGUCAGUCUGUCGCUCACCACGUCCCGAAGCAAAUGGCACCCCGGAUCGUCGAAAUUUCGCCGGAUGACGUGAUUUGGGAUAACAUGUCGAUGAAAUGGUGGGAACGCUACCUCCGCACCUUUGGCAUUAUUACUCUGGUUAUUGGCAUGGUGCUUGGAUGGGCCUUCCCCGUCGCUUUCACUGGGCUUUUGUCACAAUUGUCCUACCUGGAGGGCAAAUUCAGCUGGCUUGCCUGGCUCGGUAACCUGCCUCAGUGGCUCAUCUCAGCGAUUCAGGGUAUUUUGCCUGCGCUCUUCCUGGCUAUUCUGGUUGCCUUGCUCCCCCUCAUAUUGCGAUUCUUGAGCAAGACUCAAGGGCUGCAUACAGGCAUGGCUAUCGAGCUGACCGUUCAGAAUUACUACUUUGCCUUUCUAUUUGUGCAGCUGUUCCUUGUUGUCACAAUCGCCUCCAGUGCCUCGACCAUUCUCAACAACGUAACAAAUGUGACCAGCUGGCCGGAACUGCUAGCCACCAAUAUCCCGCGGUCUAGCAAUUAUUUCUUCUCGUACAUGAUUCUGCAAGCCAUGUCUGUGAGUGCUGGUGCACUGGUGCAAAUUGUUAGCCUCAUCAGCUGGUUCAUUCUCGCUCCAAUCUUGGACUCGACUGCUAGAUCCAAAUGGGCUCGAACAACAAAUCUCAACCAGGUGCAAUGGGGCACAUUCUUCCCUCUUUACACAACUCUCGCCUGUAUUGGUCUGAUCUACUCUGUCGUGGCGCCUCUGAUCAUGGUUUUCAACAUUAUCACAUUCAGUCUCUUCUGGUUUGUUUACCGAUACAACACGUUAUACGUUACGAAAUUCCGCUUCGACACCGGUGGUCUGCUGUUUCCACGGGCUAUCAAUCAGCUAUUCACGGGCUUGUACUUCAUGGAAGUCUGCCUAAUUGGUCUCUUCUUCCUCGUUCGAGAUACCCAAGGAGCCGUUGCAUGCAAGGGUCAGGCCAUCGUGAUGAUCAUCAUUCUGAUUCUCACUAUCGGAUUCCAAAUUCUCCUAAACGAAGCAUUUGGGCCUCUCAUUCGUUAUUUGCCCAUCACUCUUGAGGAUGAUGCGGUGAAGCGUGAUCAGGAGUUCCACAGGGCCCAACUCACCCGUCUCGGCCUUGCUGCGGAUGAUGAAGAGGAGGACGCGGAUCAAAGUUUAGAGCAUCGUCUCGCCAAAGGCGAGCGGGAACAACGCAGCCGGGAUCAUGAUGCAGAGAACAUUGAGUUGAGGAAUCUAGAAUCAGAGCGUGAGGACUGGAAGCGUCAAGAUUCGGGACUUAACACCCCAACAAGAUCUACAACAAAGCAAUCGUCCUGGGCUGAGCGAUCGCCUAAUCGACGAUCGAAGUUCUUCGGCAUCGAUUCAGCGGGUCCAAAUCCGACACUAAAGGCACUUAGGGAAAGAAUGGCACAUGACACCGAAGCGCAAGGGCCUGCUACGAACAACAAGGGCCAUGCUCUUUUCGCUGGCAUCCAUGAUGAACUCGAGGAUCUCACUCCGGAUGAGCGUGACCAGCUAGUGCAACGUGCAUUCCAGCAUGAAGCACUGCGAGCAAAGAGACCCGUGAUUUGGAUUCCACGAGACGAUCUCGGCAUCAGUGAUGACGAAGUGUAUCGCACACAACGAUUCAGCAAACACAUCUGGAUCAGUAAUGAGUAUCAGGCCCUUGAUGGGAAAGGCCGUACCAUCUUCAGUCGAAGUCCUCCGGAUUUCUCGGAGGUCGAUUUGAUUCAAUUGUAA